Messenger RNA from Colletotrichum orchidophilum, 1143 nucleotides. RefSeq lists its product as uncharacterized. Lineage: Eukaryota; Fungi; Ascomycota; Sordariomycetes; Glomerellales; Glomerellaceae. Bases 1 to 1143 code for a protein of 380 amino acids. The record is from RefSeq and is a predicted model, not a curated record. The transcript has 4 exons.
AUGGGGCCGCCAGACGAGCCACUACCUGUCUUGCUACAACACAAGCCUACACCGCUACCAAAUUCCAACGUCACCUUCCGCGUUCGCGGCGUGCCUCUCGAUUGGAGCGCCCACCGUCUACAGUCAUUCCUGGCAGAACCUGACCCCCUCAGCGUCCCGGUCGUCAGGUCCCUCGCUCGCGAGAUCCACGACCGCUCCAACACUGCCACGGUGACCUUUCAAGUUCUUCCAUCUCAACUUCAAGGGCUCAAAGCGGCUCAUUCUUCAUGGAACAUCCCGCUGCCUGCAGGGUCUGAAGACCACAACCAGCCCCUUCACAUUCAGUUCGUGACAAUCGACGAUGAUUUCGAGGGUAUAACCACUCUGCACAUGCCAUUGUCAGAGAGUCACAAUGUUGAUUUCGUUGCAAUUCCAGGCCUUGGCGGACACGCCUUCGGUUCAUUCAAGGAAAGGGGCGGAGGCCACAUAUGGCUACGUGACUCUCUUCCAUUCCACCUCAGAGAAGCGGCGCGUCAACCUCUGAUGGCUCGAGUGAUGACUUGGGGCUACAAUUCCACUCUUGCUGGGAGCGAAAAUAUGCAAAAUAUAGAAGACCUGGCGACGCAACUCCGUACCAGCCUACUCCCAUUAGCUAGCCCCCCGACUAGGCCGAUCAUUCUGAUUGCUCAUAGCAUGGGAGGACUGGUUGUGAAGCAGGCUCUGGUUGACAUGUCCAAAUCCGACAAUGAACUAGACUCGCGGAUCGUUCGGGCGGUGUAUGGAAUCGCCUUCUUUGGUGUUCCGCAUCUUGGCAUGGAAAUCGGAUCGCUUAUCCCCAUGGUCGGAGACGGGCCGAACCUCCCCCUUCUUCAGUCUCUGGAUCGCAUCAAGUCGCAGAUCCCCAGCGUCGGCGAGAGUGAUUUGCCUACCGCUCUGGGUGGAAAAGGUGACUCUGAGAUUGUCUAUUUCUACGAAACACUCAUGUCGCCGACAGCACAAAAGGAUUCAGCCGGGGUCUGGAAGAUGACUGGACCAGUCAAAGUUCUCGUUGACAAGACCUCGGCAACACACCGCCGCCGUUCGGAAGAAGGCCCACAGCACACGUGUGCCAUUGCCCGCACGCAUUCCAACAUGGUGAAGUUCGGUCCCCAAGAUCACGAGUAG